AUGUCCGACGUUGCCGAGACUGUUGUCGCUGCUCAAGAGCCAGAGGUUGUUGAAGCAGCUCCAUCAGAGGAACAACCAGAAGAAACUCCAGUUGUCCCAGAAGAGAAGACCGAAGAAACGUAAGUUGCCUCAUGGUCAUUUCGUUGGGUGAAAAUAACGCGUCCCUACAAUUUGACUGUACAAUUAAGUGUUCCUAUCGAGGUCACACAGUAAUAUUUCUGAAUGUUUUUUUUUCGAUUUGAACCCUAAUUGAUGUAUUUUUUCAAAAAACACAAAUGUUAUUUCCAGAACUGAGAACGGUGACGUUGUUGCCGAGUCCGAAGAAAAGACUGAGGAGGCGUCGGAAACUCCAGCUGAAGAAACAGCCGAAGCUGGAGAAAAAACUGCUCAAAACGGUGAAGCCAAAGACACCAACGGAAAUGACCGCAAGCGGGUUUCAAGCGCUCACGAAGCCGAAGAAACUGAGGAGGAUGUUCCAGUCAAGAAAACCAAGGUUGAUGAUGAGGUUAGUAUACGAAUAUUUUUAUAGCAUUUUUUGAAGCACAAUUUUUAUAAUUCCACUAAUAAUAAAAUGUUUUCCAGGUUGAUGCUGCUGCUGCCGGAGAUGCUCCAGCUCCAGUUGCCACCGCUGCCGAAUAA
Molecule: messenger RNA, 639 nt
Organism: Caenorhabditis angaria
Lineage: Eukaryota; Metazoa; Nematoda; Chromadorea; Rhabditida; Rhabditidae
Source: the annotation of a GenBank genome assembly